CCGGCGGGACGCCCGGGCGCUGGUAGCGCGCUGCGGGCCGAGGAGGGUCCCGCCGGCCCCGCGGCCACCGUGCGGCUGGGCCCGGGGCGGCGGCGCCGUCGGUGCGGGCCGGGGCCCCCCAGCUCCGGCGCCCUGAGGGCACCCCCGGGGGUCCGAGCCCCGGGCGCGGGGCUUCUCCCUGCGGAGGGCGUUAAUGGUUUAAGCGAGGGGCGCCUGGACCUGGCCCCGAGGCACCAUGACGCUCCUGGGGUCUGAGCACUCCUUGCUGAUCCGGAGCAAGUUCAGAUCAGUUUUACAGCUACGGCUUCAGCAGAGGAGGACCCGUGAGCAGCUGGCAGACCAAGGCAUCAUGCCACCACUGAAAAGCCCAUCCGCAUUCCAUGAACAGCGAAAAAGUCUGGAGCGAGCCAAGACUGAAGAUUAUCUCAAGCACAAGAUCAGAAGCAGGCCUGAGCGAUCAGACCUGGUCAGUAUGCACAUUUUACAAGACUCAGCUGCAGAGGGGUCCAUUCAGUCUACUCAAAUGAAGCUGAAAAGAGCCCGACUGGCAGAUGAUCUCAAUGAAAAGAUUGCUCUCAGGCCGGGUCCUUUGGAGCUGGUGGAGAAGAAUAUUAUUCCUGUCGACUCAGCUGUGAAAGAGGCCAUAAAAGGCACCCAGGUCAGCUUCCCCAAGCCGGCUGAUGCCUUUGCCUUCGAGGAGGACAGCAGCAACGACGGGCUGUCCCCGGAGCAGGCCAGGAGCGAGGACUCCCUGGGCUCCACCGAGCCGGUGACAGGCACCAAGGCCCUGGAACCAGCCCCUGCCACCCCAGCUGGGGCACCCCAGGAUCACGCCCACAGCGCCGACAGCCACGCACCGGAGCCAGCCUCGGCACAGGGCAGACAGUGUGACAGCCCCAAGCAGGCGGCGGGGCAGGAGAGCCCAACCCUCCCGGUGCCCUCUGCCGUGAAGUCCAAAUCAUCCAGUGACAGCAAGAACCGUCACAAAAAGCCCAAGGACACCAAGCCUAAGGUGAAGAAGCUGAAGUAUCACCAGUAUAUCCCUCCAGACCAGAAGGCAGAGAAGUCCCCUCCACCCAUGGACUCUGCAUAUGCCAGGCUCCUCCAGCAGCAGCAGCUCUUUCUGCAGCUCCAGAUCCUCAGCCAGCAGCAGCAGCAACAGCAGCAGCAGCAGCAACAUUUCAGCUACCCAGGGAUGCACCAGGGCCAGCUAAAGCAAUCAAAUGAGCAAAUGGUCAAAAGUUCAAAUUCUUCAUCAACUUCUGUCAACAACACCCCUCUUUCUCCUGUGAAAACCACCUUUUCAGGCCAGACUUGUGUCUCAUCUAUCAAGCCAGGCCCUCUGCCGUCUAACCUGGAUGAUCUGAAAGUGUCAGAACUGAGGCAGCAGCUCCGAAUACGAGGCUUGCCUGUGUCAGGUACCAAAACAGCACUGAUGGAACGGCUGCGGCCCUUCCAGGAGUGUGGCAGCAACACGGUGCCAAACUUCAGUGAGAUUACCACUGUCACCUUCCCAGUCACUCCAACAAGCACCCUGUCGAGUUACCAGUCGCAGUCCUCCACCAGCAUGUUAUCAAAUGGCUUCUAUCACUUUGGCAGCACCAGCUCCACCCCACCCAUCUCUCCAGCCUCCUCCGACCUCUCUGUGAGUGGCUCUUUGCCUGACACAUUCAACGACGGGCCCAUGUCUUCUCCACAGUUUGGUCUCCAGCCAUCUCCGGUUCAUGGCAGUGCUGAAGAAAGCCUCAUGAGCAGCAUGAAUGGAGGGAGCAUCCAGCUGGAGCUGGAAGGGAUUGACACAGAGAAAGACAAGAUGCUGGUGGAGAAGCAGAAGGUCAUCAAUGAACUGACAUGGAAGCUGCAGCAAGAGCAAAGACAGGUGGAAGAGCUACGGAUGCAGCUUCAGAAGCGAAAGAGAAGCAAUGGCCUUGAGGAGAAGCAGGGGCCUGCUCAGCAUUUCUUUGGUGUCCCCAUCAAGCAAGAAAAUGCAGUGGCCAGCUGUCCAUUUGCAUCCAAACAAACUGCCUUGAAAGGCCAGGCCAGCAGCUCGGAUAAGUUAAGUAACUGUGGGGUGCCGCAGCUGCCUCACAUUGUAAAUAGCCACUGCUUGGAGCCUGCAGGGCAAAGCACCAUCACCUCCUCGACAUUCCUGAGCCCGCAGUGCUCCCCCCAGCACUCUCCACUUGGGGCUGCAAAGAGCCCCCAGCACAUCAGCCUGCCGCCGUCCCCCAACAGCCACUAUCUCCUCUCGGUGUCCCCCAGCUCGCAGGCAGAAGGGCGCAGCGGGUCCCCGCAGACCAACAGUUGCCUUCGCACGGGAUCGCAGAUGACACGAAGUCAGCAGAUGGACGAGCUCCUGGACGUGCUGAUUGAGAGCGGAGAAAUGCCAGCCAAUGCCAAGGAAGAUCGGUCCUGCCUCCAGAAAGUACCUCAGAUAACGCUGUCUACAGGGAACUCCAGCACCUCGCUCCCGAAGUCAUCCACCCCAUUUGAGCAGGUCUCCUCAGCCCAGCUCUCCUUUGAGCACUGUCCGGGCAGCAGCGAUGCCCACCUCGAGGUCCUGCUGAACGCCCACAGCCCCCUGGGGAGGGUCAGUGAAAUCGCCCUGCUGAAGAUGGGAGAAGAGUCCCACUUCGAAGGGAUGAUGGAGGGGUUCUCUGGCAAAGCCGCAGAUGAACUGCUCACCUCCCAGGAGAUUUUACAGACUCCCCUCUCGCCCAUGGAAACCCAGCUCUCCCCUUCCCCUGCCGACGGCUCCGGUUUACAAAUGAGUUUCACUGAGUCUCCGUGGGAAACAAUGGAGUGGCUGGACCUCACCCCCCCCAGCUCUGCCACUGGCUUUGGCUCGCUCACUCCUGCAGCUCCCAGCAUCUUCAACAUCGAUUUCCUAGAUGUUACCGAUCUCAACCUAAACACCAGCAUGGACCUGCACCUGCAGCAGUGGUGAAAGGGAGGCUGGUGGAGGCAGCGUACUAUGAGCCUGCAGCAGCCAGCACAGUGUUUCUGUCGUGCCGGAGAAGACGCAGCACUAACGUGCCCCAUCCAGGGGAAACUGGAGUAAUUUUCCCAGCGUAUAAACUUGUUUGAAUUUCUAGUUACUGCAAAUUAACAGCACAACAGCUCUGGUACUUUGGUUUUCCUCCAUCUACAGGUCCCCACAGAGGACACCAGUGCCUUUAACAACACUUUUUUAGAUUGACAAGAACUGAGUUUUGCUUCUUUGAUCCUUCCCCCCCACCCCCGGUUUCAGCAGUCACUCUCACGAGAACUGGAGCAGCUCAUGGUGAAACUGUGGGGUGAGGAGACCUCACCUGGGCAGCAACGGGAAAUCAUGGAGAGGAGAGCCCAUUGCUGCCCUUUCCUCUGCUCUCCUCCUGCCCAUCCAGCCCUUCAGGCAAUCCUGGCUCACCUUGGCCAUGCCCAGGCCAGGAGGGUGGGAGCAGGGAGGCUCUGCCCAGCCAGGGCAGCAAGCACACUUCUCCGUACAGCCAGGCUCACCUUGCUUCCUUCCCCUUGCCCUUGAAGCUGCGUUGCCCAGUCCCCGCACAGCUCUGCUCCAGGUGGAUGAAAGAUGGAGACCACCAUGUUCGUGGUGCCACCUUGUCAUGUCCUCAUGGUGCCUGGGGGUUGAAAGCCCAGGAGCCAUCCCAGCUGCAGUCUGAACUGCAUCAGGCUGAAGCCUGUGACCUUGGAGCAGAGAGCUCUGGACACUGGAGGCAGCUGCUCAGGCUGCAGGUGCAGGUACCACAGGCAUGUGGCAUCCCAGUGGACCUGCCACAUCCCAGCUAGUAUGGUACAGAUGAAGAGAUGUGUAAUGUGUUUUGGUCCAAGGGAGGAGCAAGUGGUAUGGAAAACACAGACAGGCUUUGGAGGGGCUGUCCUCUGCACAGCCAGACAUCAGGAUGGGUCUCUACCUCCUUGCAUGAUCUGGGAGCAGGGGGAGCCAGAAAUGGACACUCGGCAAUGUGGAGCAGGGCUGAGUGGGUCCUUGCGUGGCUGCAGUUUUGUACAAGCGUCUGCUUUUGUUGCCUCCACUCCUCUGCCAUCCAUCCCUCUCUCCGUCCUUCUUCCCAUUCCUCCCCUUCUUCCCGAGUUUACUCCAGCAUCACUGUUCACUCAGCCCAGAGCAAGGCCAUCUGGAGAACAGCUGUGAAUCACUGGGCCUGGAGGAGCUAGUUCUCCUAAAGCCGGCAGAGAUGGAUGCUCUCCUGCAGUGAUGCCUCCCAUUUGAAGACACCAGCAUUUCUCCUACGAGUCUCUGUGCAAUAUACUUCCUCAGGCUCUGGCGAAAAGGAGCCUCUGCUUCACUUCUUGGCUUCCACCAAAGAACUUGCUGCAGACUGUUUGACGGACACGUCUACUUCUUUGAAAUUCUGGUUUUGCCAAAGUAAAUAUUGUUGCUGACAAAGAUUGUUAAACUAUUUACAGACUGAGCGUAUUUAAUAUUUGUGUUACUGGAAGGACAGCACACGGAGAUGCAGCAGCCGGGGAGGAGCCCGACGGGAGCCCCGGGGCUCCCAUGGGACACUGCCCCAGGGGUGCUGGAGCUGGCAGAGGAGGCUCCGCAGCCCCUGCUGUGUCUCCAGCUCAUGGCGUUGUUGCAUGCUGUAUAAAGCACGUGGCAGUAGCUUUCAAGUCACUAUUUAAAGCACCACUUUUCUAUUGUACAAAUGGUCACUGUGCACUGCUAGGAUAGACAAUCACAGGUUGCGUUUUGUUGGGGUUUUUUAAGAGAAUUUCUUUUUCUAAGUGAGACAUUUUUUGAAGCCGGUCCAUGGAGAAUAUUAAUAGCACUUGAAACAGAGUAGUGUUAGCUACUACACUGCGUUAUUGUACAGGGCUUUCCAGGUAACUUUUUCCUCUCAGCAAAUAUAUUUCCUUAUUUAAAGGGAUGCUGUCAGCUUCAAACUUGUAAGCAAGCACAUUUCCUUACCUAUGUUACCAGCAACACCUUCAUUAUUAAAACCCUUGUCUUGCCA
Messenger RNA from Falco peregrinus (peregrine falcon), 4979 nucleotides. RefSeq names its product myocardin (gene MYOCD). The record is from RefSeq and is a predicted model, not a curated record. The transcript has 12 exons. Bases 236 to 2947 code for a protein of 903 amino acids. Gene Ontology annotation, biological process: cardiac muscle cell differentiation; smooth muscle cell differentiation. Lineage: Eukaryota; Metazoa; Chordata; Aves; Falconiformes; Falconidae.